Molecule: messenger RNA, 2648 nt
Organism: Arvicanthis niloticus (Nile rat)
Lineage: Eukaryota; Metazoa; Chordata; Mammalia; Rodentia; Muridae
Gene: Tjap1
Product: tight junction associated protein 1
Biological process (GO): Golgi organization
Cellular component (GO): trans-Golgi network
Source: RefSeq, a predicted model, not a curated record
CCCGCGGCAAGAUGGCUACCUGAAGGAAGGUCCCCGGCGGAAACUUGAAGACCCAGGGGCCCCAGGGACUGGAAGAAAUCACAUUGCCUGCUUGGAAAGAAGAGGUAGCAACUUGCCCCAGCCCAACCCCAGAGCGGCUCGGAGUUGAGCUGCUCACACACCAAGCUGUCUGUUUAUAUGGAGUUCCUGGAGGGCGUCUGCCAUGAGUCUGUUGCUAACACCACUAACCAGGAAGGCUGGCUGGCUGGGAGAAGACACUAACCCUGAGCUCUUGGCUAGAGGAAGUGGAGGGGCCGUGGGAUGUGGAGAGCCAAAGGCUAACCCCAGGAGAGCAGAGCACAGAGAGCUGCCAGCGAACAGACCAACAGACGCAGGUAGACGAGCUCACACCCUCCAGGAUGACCAGUGCUGCCCCUGCUAAGAAACCUUACCGUAAGGCACCUCCAGAGCAUCGAGAACUGCGCCUGGAAAUCCCUGUGUCCCGGCUCGAGCAAGAGGAGUCCCUGACCGAUGCAGAGAGGAUGAAACUUUUGCAGCAGGAGAAUGAAGAACUUCGCAGACGCCUGGCCUCGGCCACCAGACGCACUGAGGCCUUGGAGCGGGAGCUUGAAAUAGGGCAAGACUGCCUGGAACUGGAGUUAGGACAGAGCCGCGAGGAGCUGGACAAGUUUAAGGACAAAUUCCGCAGGCUGCAGAACAGCUACACAGCGUCCCAGCGGACCAACCAGGAGCUGGAGGACAAGCUGCACGCACUGGCCUCUCUUAGCCACAGCUGGAUUUUUGCAAUCAAGAAGGCUGAGAUGGACAGGAAGACUCUGGACUGGGAGAUUGUGGAGCUGACCAAUAAGCUACUGGAUGCCAGGAACACCAUCAAUAAACUGGAAGAGCUCAAUGAGCGGUACCGGCUGGACUGCAACUUGGCUGUGCAGCUCCUCAAGUGCAAUAAGUCCCACUUCCGGAACCACAAGUUUGCUGAUCUACCCUGUGAGCUACAGGACAUGGUUCGGAAACAUCUGCGCAGCGCUCAGGAGGUUGCCAGCCCCGGGCCCAGCCCCAGCCCCAGCCCCAGCCCUUCUUCCAGCCUGGCCCCAGGGGCUGUGGUACCUACCUCAGUCAUUGCCCGGGUCUUAGAGAAACCUGAGUCUCUCCUGCUCAAUUCAGCCCAGUCGAGCAGUGCUGGACGCCCCUUAGCUGAGGACGUCUUUGUGCAUGUGGACAUGAGUGGGGGUGACCCAGCCAGCCCGCCUGCCCCAGGCAGUCCCUCUCCACAACCCAAUGGGGAGUGCUGCUCAGUGAGUACUGCAGGGGGCUCCCCAGAGGAGGAACUGCCCCUGCCAGCCUUUGACAAGUUGAGUCCCUACCCUACCCCAUCUCCACCACACCCACUGUACCCUGGUAGGAAGGUGAUAGAGUUCUCUGAGGACAAGAUCCGAAUUCCUCGGAACAGCCCCCUCCCCAACUGUACCUAUGCCACUCGGCAGGCCAUCUCCUUGAGCCUGGUGGAGGACGGCAGUGAGCGGGCCCACCGCAGCCCAGUGCCUAGCAGUCCUGUCUCAGCCCAAGGUUCACCCCAUCACCAGCCUAGUCCAGCUCCCUCAGCACUGAGUGCCCCAGCUAGCUCUGCCAGCUCUGAGGAGGACCUGUUGGCCAGCUGGCAGCGUGCAUUUGUGGACCGCACCCCGCCCCCUGCUGCUGUGGUCCAGCGCACAGCCUUUGGACGAGACACACUGCCGGAGCUGCAGCUGCAUUUCUCCCCAGGCCACUCUACAGCCCCAGCACCUUCCCCACACCCACACCCACACCGUGAGCGUGGACUUGUGCUGCCAACAGAACCUGACUCUGGCUUUCCUCAAGAAGAGGAAGAGGAGAUGCUGAACCUGCCUGUCAGCCCCGAGGAAGAGCGCCAGAGCCUGCUGCCUGAGACAGAGGAUACAGAGGAGGGGCCUAGCCCUUCCCACACUGAUGGCAGGGCCUGGCCUCUCCCCAGUUCCAGCCGCCCCCAGCGUAGCCCCAAAAGAAUGGGAGUACACCACCUGCACCGCAAGGACAGCCUAACGCAGGCCCAGGAGCAGGGCACCCUGCUCAGCUAGGCCUGCCUGCCUUCUGCCACCACCUCUGGGCUGCAUAGGACCUCAGACUUCCUUCAGACCUGGGCAGCUCUGUGAGUGGCCCAUAGCAUAUCUUGGAGCUGCGUUUGCACUGACUGGUGCCGGCUUGCCUCGUGAUUUUUUUCUCUUUUCCUUUGGAAUAUUUAUUCUCCAAGGGUAACAAGUCAUUUAAUUCUCAAGCUUUCCUCCAGUCAGUCAGCCCACUGUUGCCAUGGAAGUGACAGGCAGCUUGGCAGUUUUCAUUCCCAUCUCCUCUCGUACCUGAGCUCUGGUUGUUAGGGAGGGUACCGUUGGUGCUGCUGGCCCCAGAGACAAGCGUGGACUCACUCAGGGCUCCCCUUGGCUGUUCCCACCCUCUCUUCUAGAGGGAGGGCGUGACUUCAGGGGCCUCAAGACUCUAGGUGAGGCCUGGCCCCCUCUUAACCUUGGCUCUAGACUGUUACUCCCAGAUUUGGGAAGUUUUCACAUAAUAAUGACUAUUUUAAAAUAAAAUAAAACUUAUUUUAUAGGUAAGGCUUAAUUUGCCUUUCUCCUCAGUUU